Messenger RNA from Dimorphilus gyrociliatus, 1649 nucleotides. NCBI's taxonomy places the organism in Eukaryota, Metazoa, Annelida, Polychaeta, Dinophilidae. The record is from the annotation of a GenBank genome assembly.
CUAAUUCUAUUGCGUAUUUCUGGAAGCAUUGAUCUCUCAGUAAAUUCUUAAAAAUCAAUUUUCAAUUACAUUUAUAAUCUAGACAUUUGGGUUGUUCAAACGUCAACUGUAAUAAAUUGAUUUAUUACGUACUGAAAUAAAAAUUUUGUUGUGCAUUUUCAUUCUUUGAUUGAAUCACUAAAAUGGAAAAAAUAAAACAAGUUGUGCACUGCACAGAUCAGUCGCAUUUGAUUGAGAAAUUAGAUGAGCUAAACGAGGAAGAGCAAGCACUAUUGUUUAAAGAUCUUUCAUUGUUUGAUUUUUUUGAAGUAAACUCUAUUUUCAAAAAGUGUAUUGAAGGAAUGAAAAAUACAACGAAGCUUGAUAAGAUCAUUGAACCUCUUCCAAAGGAAAUUAUUGGAUCUUCCAUAAAGAGUUCACCUGAUGAACUUUCAAACUUCACUCUAAAAGGUUACGAAGAAAUUUCAAAAAAUAAAGUUGCUCUUAUCCUGUUGGCUGGUGGUCAAGGAACUCGUCUCGGCGUACCCUAUCCAAAGGGAAUGUAUGAUGUUGGUUUGCCCUCACACAAAACUCUGUAUCAACUUCAAGCUGAAAAAAUUCUGAAAGUUCAGGAAAAUGCAAAACAACAUACAAAUUCUCCAUCUGCUACUGUCACUUGGUAUAUUAUGACAUCAGAACACACAAAAGAGUCCACAGAGGAAUUUCUGAAAAUGAAUAACUAUUUUGGUUUAAAAAGUGAAAAUGUAAUCAUCUUUGAGCAGCAUAUGCUACCCUGUUUUAGUUUUGAGGGUAAAAUUAUUUUAGAGUCUCCCUUUAAGAUAUCUAAAGCUCCUGACGGCAAUGGAGGAUUGUACAAGGCUUUAAAGACAAACUAUAUUCUUGAAGACAUGAAGACGCGCGGUAUUCAACAUGUUCAUGUUUACGGGGUGGACAACAUAUUGGUAAAAUUAGCCGAUCCCGCGUUCAUCGGAUUUUGCUUAUCUCAAAGUGCCUGCUGUGGGGCAAAAUUUGUUGAAAAAACAGAUCCGGCAGAAGCUGUUGGAGUUAUCUGCAAAGUUAAGGAUCAUUUUGAGGUUGUUGAAUAUACUGAAAUAACUUCGGAAACUGCAGAAAAGCGAUGUUGUGAUGGCAGUUUGUUGUAUUCAGUUGGUAAUAUCACUAAUCAUUAUUUUCAUUUUGAUUUUUUAAUGAAAGUUUGUAGUGGUAAUCAAGAACUUUUGCAUCAUGUCGCAAAAAAGAAGAUUCCGUUUUUAAAUAAAAAAGGAGAGACGGAAAAACCAACUAUGCCUAAUGGUAUAAAAAUGGAGAAAUAUGUCUUCGAUGUUUUUCAAUUUGCAAAGCGCUUUGUUGUAUGGGAAGUAUCUCGAGAUGAUGAAUUUUCACCACUUAAAAAUGCUGAUGGAGCAAAAGAUUCAACUCCGACUACUUGCAAAAAUAUGUUUCUUGAUCUCUGUAGACGUUAUGUUGUGAAAGCUGGCGGAAGCUUUUCUAAUACAGAAAAAGAAGAGGAUUUUGUCUGUGAGAUAUCUCCUCUGAGGUCCUACUCUGGGGAGGACCUCAAAGAAAGCAUUGAAGGCAAAACAUUCAAGUCGCCUUUGCUAUUGUAUGGAAUUACUGAAAGACAAAGAGAUGUUAUGAAUAAGGUUUAA